AUGGAACCCCACCGCUGGCUGCCCCUCGAGGCCAAUCCCGAUGUCACGAAUCAGUUUCUUAAACAGUUAGGUAUACACCCUGACUGGCAAUUUGUAGAUGUUUAUGGCAUGGAACCAGAACUGCUUAGCAUGGUGCCAAGACCUGUCUGUGCAGUGCUACUUCUCUUUCCAAUAACAGAAAAGUAUGAGACCUUCAGAACAGAAGAGGAAGAAAGAAUAAAAGCUAAGGGUCAAGAUGUCAAAUCAUCAGUGUACUUCAUGAAGCAGACCAUUAACAAUGCUUGUGGAACAAUUGGAUUAAUUCAUGCUAUUGCAAACAACAGAGAUAAAAUGAAUUUUGAAACUAAUUCUUCACUGAAAAAGUUCCUAGAAGAUUCAUUAUCUAUGACUCCUGAAGAGAGGGCCAAAUAUCUAGAAACAUAUGAAGCUAUUCGUGUCACUCAUGAAUCCAGUGCCCAUGAAGGUCAGACUGAGGCACCAAGUAUAGAUGAAAAAGUAGAUCUUCACUUUAUUGCAUUAGUUAAUGUAGGUGGUCAUCUCUAUGAAUUGGAUGGGCGCAAGCCAUUUCCAAUCAACCAUGGGGAAACUAGUGAUGAUUCUUUUUUAGAGGAUGCAAUAGAAGUUUGUAAGAAAUUCAUGGAACGUGACCCAGAAGAGUUAAGAUUUAAUGCAAUUGCACUGUCUGCAGCUUAA
Molecule: messenger RNA, 693 nt
Organism: Indicator indicator
Lineage: Eukaryota; Metazoa; Chordata; Aves; Piciformes; Indicatoridae
Gene: UCHL3
Product: ubiquitin C-terminal hydrolase L3
Exons: 9
Coding region: 1-693 (230 amino acids)
Biological process (GO): ubiquitin-dependent protein catabolic process; protein deubiquitination
Cellular component (GO): cytoplasm
Molecular function (GO): cysteine-type deubiquitinase activity
Source: RefSeq, a predicted model, not a curated record